CACUUCCGCCACAUGUGCUGACGUUGCUUCCGGCCUGCCUGGGCUGGGGCCGACGCGCGUCCGACAGACGCCGGAGCCUCCGGGGCCGGCCCGCAGCGGGCACCGCCAGCACCAAGCAUGAGCGAGGGCCCCAUGAGCAAGGCAGCCACCAUGGAGAUCCCCAUCCACGGCAACGGAGACUCCCGGCGCUUGGCGGAUGACGACGGCUUGGAGCAGGACUUACAGCAAGUGAUGGUGUCAGGGCCCAACUUGAACGAGACCAGCAUUGUCUCUGGAGGUUAUGGGGGAACGACUGAGGGCAUCGUCCCCACCAGCAUCAUCAAAGGCCCCCUCGUUCCAUCUCACCUUCCCCGAGGACCACUCAUCUCCCCCAACCCUUCAGCUGCCAGCCGCAUAGCCAGCCAGGCUCCCAUGGCCACAGGCUCCAACUUGCACCAGCCCCACCCCAACCCAGCCAUGACGGGGGAGGAAGCGGCGGCGGCCGCCACGCGAGGAGUGGCCGUGGAGAAGCUUGACAUUGUCAGGAAAUGGGGCAUCAACACCUACAAAUGUACCAAGCAGCUGCUGUCGGAGCGCUUUGGCCGUGGCUCGCGGACCGUCGACCUGGAGCUGGAGACCCAGAUCGAGCUGCUGCGCGACACCAAGCGCAAAUACGAGUCCCUGCUGGGCCUGGCACGGGCCCUCACCAACCACUUCUACAGCCUCGUCCAGACGCAGCACGCCCUGGCAGACGCCUUCUCGGACCUCAGCCAGAAGUCCCCUGAGCUGCAGGAGGAGUUUGGAUACAACGCCGAGACUCAGAAGCUGCUGUGCAAGAACGGAGAGACGCUCCUGGGAGCCGUCAACUUCUUCGUCUCCAGCAUCAACACCCUCGUCAACAAAACCAUGGAGGACACCCUGAUGACGGUCAAGCAGUACGAGACGGCCAGGCUGGAGUACGAUGCUUACCGCACAGACCUGGAGGAGCUCAACCUGGGGCCCCGGGAUGCCAACACGCUCUGCCGCUUGGAUGCCGCCCAGGCCAACUUCCAUGCCCACCGCGCCAAGUACGAGAAGCUGCGGGCGGACGUGGCCGUCAAGCUGAAGUUCCUGGAAGAGAACAAGGUGAAGGUGAUGCACAAGCAGCUCCUGCUCUUCCACAAUGCCAUCUCGGCCUACUUCGCCGGGAACCAGCAGCAGCUGGAGCAGACCUUGAAACAGUUCAACAUCAAGCUGAAGAGCCCUGGGACCGACAAGCCCUCCUGGCUGGAGGAGCAGUGAGCGGGGUCUCCCCCCCCCCCGUGCUCCUCCCACCCUUCGUGGACUCAGAGGGAGGGUCCUGCCGUGGGGCCCUCUCCUCUCUCAUGCCCCUCCGGGGCUUGUUUAAGUCCUUUCCCAUUUCGGGGGGGGGGAGGGUUGGAGCAGCUGAGCCCCCUCCCCCAUUCCUCUGCAAUGCCAGGAAACAAGCACUUUCUUACUCUGAGGGUGGGGGGAAGGGCGCCCCCGCCUGCCCCCAAUAAUGGUCUCUGCUGGGGGAUCAGGUCCAGUCGGUCCCAGCCACGGUCCGUGUCUCCUGGCUGGCCUUGGGCCUCAACCCCUCGGCCUGCUCUCCCUGUGGACUGGGGGCCGCUCUCUGACCCUGCCCCCCCCCACCUUCAAGGAAGGCAGCUAUGGGUUGAUGGCAUUGGACCUAUGGGGGCUACUCCGGGGGUGAAGAGCCCAAGAUGAGAUUGGCCCCCCAUUUGGGGGGCCAGGGACCAAACACUUCCUGGCUCCAGCCUCUGGGGAAGGUGUGUGCGUGUGUGCGUGUGUGUGGUAUGUGCAUUCAUCAUGGCCAGUGUCCCAUAUUGUGUUCCGGGUGGGGGCUGCGGGUGGCAGACUCCGGCCGUCCACCCGGCUGGCCCCGGCCGACACUCCAGCCCCGACCUCUGUAAAGAUUCCCCAAUAAACGGUACCAAAAUGGC
Molecule: messenger RNA, 1943 nt
Organism: Crotalus tigris (Tiger rattlesnake)
Lineage: Eukaryota; Metazoa; Chordata; Lepidosauria; Squamata; Viperidae
Gene: ARFIP2
Product: ADP ribosylation factor interacting protein 2
Exons: 9
Coding region: 118-1260 (380 amino acids)
Biological process (GO): regulation of Arp2/3 complex-mediated actin nucleation; intracellular protein transport
Cellular component (GO): trans-Golgi network membrane
Molecular function (GO): phospholipid binding; protein domain specific binding
Source: RefSeq, a predicted model, not a curated record